Messenger RNA from Vigna angularis (adzuki bean), 624 nucleotides. RefSeq lists its product as uncharacterized. Gene Ontology annotation, biological process: DNA integration. The record is from RefSeq and is a predicted model, not a curated record. Lineage: Eukaryota; Viridiplantae; Streptophyta; Magnoliopsida; Fabales; Fabaceae. The coding region runs from base 1 to 624 and encodes 207 amino acids. Gene Ontology annotation, molecular function: nucleic acid binding. The transcript has 3 exons.
AUGGCGUGUGCCAAUAAUGAUGCUAACACUGUAAUUAAAUUUUUGAAAAGACAAAUGUUUGCCAAGUUUGGAACUCCCAGGAUACUCAUUAGUGAUGGAGGAUCUCAUUUUUGCAACUCUCAACUUGCAAAGGUACUCAAGCACUAUGGCGUGAAACAUAAGGUGGCUACACCUUAUCAUCCACAGACAAAUGGAUUCUGGAGAAAACAGACGGCAAUGAAGACAACUAUAGGGCUAUCUCCUUUUCAGUUAGUCUAUGGAAAAGCAUCUCAUCUACCAUUAGAGAUGGAACAUCGAGCUUUGUGGGGUUUGAAGUUCUUAAAUUUUGAUCCAUUUGACACUCAGGAUAGGAGAAGAAGGAAGUUGGUAAAGAAGGUUUUUCAUCCAGGACAGCAGGUGUUAUUGUUCAACUCACGCUUAAAUCUUUUUCAUGGGAAGUUGAAGUCUAAGUGGUCUGGUCCAUUUAUGGUUAAGAAUGUUCAUCCACAUGGAGGAAUUGAGUUGACAAAUCCGUCUGCUGAAGAUCCACAAAGAAUUUGGGUGGUAAAUGGGCAACGUCUCAACCAUUAUUUGGGUGGUGAGGUUGAAUGCCUUUCUACAAUCAUGGAGUUGGUUGAUCUUUGA